AUGGAGGACCAUAGGGAGAGUAGCGACAUGAAAGGCGACCCAAACAGAGAGAUUUCAGCCACUGGGGAUAUCAUUCUCGUCGUCGGGGCUCCUGAUUCCGAGGAUCCACAGCUUCGUCUCAGAGUUCAGUCGACUAUCCUUCGAGAGGCGUCUACGGUCUUCAGGACCAUGCUUUCCCCGCCUUGGGUCGAAAGUCAGGGGAUUUCGGCCGAAAACCCGAAGGAGAUUCAACUUCCGGAAGAUGAACCUAAAGCCAUGGAGGUUGUUUGUCUAGCAUUACAUUUCCGCAACAACCUGAUGAAUCCCCAUUGGCUUGAGGAACAAGGUGGACAAAGAAUGCUCCAUGUUGCCAUUCUCAUUGACAAGUACGACUUGAAGGCACCGAUGAAGCUUAUCACCGACAUAUGGUUCCGACAGUCCAUGGGGUGUAUCACAGAGGAGUCCAUAUACCGUAUGGCCGCAGCCUGGACUCUCGAAGAGGAGAAAUUUUUUGCGCAAUAUAGCUGGAUAGUCAUGAUCACCUAUCCGGGCCCUUACGCCAAACUUCUUUCCGACGAGCCCUUCAGGGAAAGAUUGCCUCCACAAAUAUUCUUCCUGCUAGCAGAGCGAUCGUCCAAUCUUCGAAUACGUUUUCUCGAUUCAGUAUGCCGUGAAGCUGGUUUUGAUAGAGGUCGUAUGGCUUGCGAUAGUACCAGGGACUGCAACUGCGAAUGGAAGAAGUCUCUUCAGAGUCGCUUUCGACCAAUUUGGGAGCGUCUCACACAACAUUCUACAAGUCAAGAACCCAUUUGUUCGAUCCUGUCUAUCAUAGACGAGUUGAUCCCGCUUGCCGAAGAACAAAAGGUUCUCCAGAAGUCCUGGUGCAACGAUAUUGAACAGGUACACAACGAAAAGAUCUGGAACCCGAACUUCUGCACACGUUUCGAUUGGAGUGGCUCUACCAUCUUCUCCAGGCUUCCGGAGUGGAUGGAGAGAGAGACAAGCCUUUGCCUUCGGUGUCUCCGAGAGGAUGAAUCGCGUGGAGACUAUAUCUACUCUAGGAACAAUCUGCUUUGCGAGCACUCCAAAUCAAGACAGCUGGGAUCUACUGGUUCCGCGAUGAACCUAUUGGGCAAGCGAGAUACACAGGACGAUGACAGAGAUGGCAGAGCCCCUGCAUGA
Neurospora hispaniola is the source of this 1161-nucleotide messenger RNA. RefSeq lists its product as uncharacterized. Lineage: Eukaryota; Fungi; Ascomycota; Sordariomycetes; Sordariales; Sordariaceae. The record is from RefSeq and is a predicted model, not a curated record. The transcript is spliced from 2 exons. Bases 1 to 1161 code for a protein of 386 amino acids.